Cercocebus atys (sooty mangabey) is the source of this 2745-nucleotide messenger RNA. It is a transcript of the gene PEX7, whose product is annotated as peroxisomal biogenesis factor 7. Gene Ontology annotation, biological process: protein import into peroxisome matrix. The transcript is spliced from 10 exons. Bases 1366 to 2337 code for a protein of 323 amino acids. The record is from RefSeq and is a predicted model, not a curated record. Gene Ontology annotation, cellular component: peroxisomal matrix; cytosol. Gene Ontology annotation, molecular function: protein binding. Lineage: Eukaryota; Metazoa; Chordata; Mammalia; Primates; Cercopithecidae.
GUAUAUAAGAUUCUUCAUGAUCUAGCCCCAGUACAACACUCUUUUCACCGUAUAUUCUUUUGACUUAAGUCAAAAGAAUUUUGACUUAAGUCCACCCAAUAUUCUUUUCACCGUAUCCCUUCCAUCUGGCCAGGCUGAGUCCUGGCAGCCACGAUCCCCUAUGGAUCAUGCUGGUUGAGAUCUCCUGGGUUGCUCAUGUUAUUCCUGCUCCUACAGAUAUCUCCAUCUUCUUGUCUACUUAAAGAAAACCUACUCAUCUGUGUGCAAUCACCAUAAAGACUAUCUCUCUUCUGCAGCCUUUCCUGCAAUUCCCAUACCUCUGGCACUGACAAUCACCUUUUAAAAAUACCCCACCUAUAUUUCUCCUAGUCUCUACAGUAUUUUGAUUACACUUAACUAAUUACAUGACUUCUCUUUUAGUCUUCUUCUCUAGUCUCUUGAGGCCAUGGACCAUAUCCUAUUAUUCUGAAUCCCAAAUGCCUAAUACUGUGCUUGGUAUAUGGUUAAGGUGAUCAUAUGACUUGGUUUGUGCCUGUUGACCCGGCUUAAUAAUUAGACCCUCUUUACUCCAAAAGUAUCUUGGUUUGGCAGAUAAGUUAUAUUUGGUCAUUCUCCACAUAGUACAUGCCUGGCAAUGAAUGAAUAAUGAGUGAGCACCAGAAUCUGAGCACUUAUUACCAUACAAUAUAUACAUAUGUAGUAAUACUUUUUUUAAAAAGUUGUUUAUGACGAUGUGCUGCUUUUUUUCUUAGCUUCAUUAGAACUGGCCAGCUCCUCUUUCUCACUUGCCAAGUAUGGGGAGUUGGUUUGGAGUCGGUGUCUCAUCUUUUCCAGUUAUAGUGUGAAAGUAGCCCACCAGCCCACGCUGUUAUUCCUAAAGACCGCAUUGACUUCACGGACUUAAGUUAUCAUUGCUUCCAGUUUCCUUGGGCAAGCAGCACGCAAUUUUGGACGCGCUGCGUGGUUUCAGAGUCGGCUGUAACUUGUCUCACUUUGUAAUCAUCAGGAAAAGUUCCUGAUGCCAGUCUUCCAAACGCUCAAUGAAAUUAAUAAAAAACAGCACCGCAGCAGAGGCUGAGAUGCAACGACAAAAGUUGUCGUAAUUAUUAAUAAUACCUAACCCUGGAUUACUCCCCUGAAAGAUCUGUAUCUUUGCAGCAGGCGCAAUUCAGUUUGGUUUCACCCAAAACAAAAAUGGUCUCCGUCGGAGUCCAUUUCCUGUGCGGACCAAUCAGAAUAUCGAAUACAGGGCACGGGGCCCGCACUUCCGCCCGGUCUUCCUGGUCUCUCUAAUCGCGCCAGUGCGCCUCCGACUCGGAACGACUUCCGCGGCAGGGGCGGCGAGGGCCGGGGGCGGCGGGCGGGAUGAGUGCGGUGUGCGGCGGACCGGCGCGGACGCUGCGGGUGCCGGGACGCCACGGCUACGCCGCCGAGUUCUCCCCGUACCUGCCGGGCCGCCUGGCCUGCGCCACCGCGCAGCACUACGGCAUCGCGGGCUGUGGAACCCUACUAAUACUGGAUCCAGAUGAAUCUGGGCUAAGGCUUUUUAGAAGCUUUGACUGGAAUGAUGGUUUGUUUGAUGUGACCUGGAGUGAGAACAAUGAACACGUCCUCAUCACCUGUAGUGGUGAUGGCUCGCUGCAGCUCUGGGACACUGCCAAAGCUGCGGGGCCACUGCAGGUCUAUAAAGAACACACUCAGGAGGUGUAUAGUGUUGAUUGGAGCCAAACCAGAGGUGAACAGCUUGUGGUGUCUGGCUCAUGGGAUCAAACUGUCAAAUUGUGGGAUCCAACUGUUGGAAAGUCUCUGUGCACCUUUAGAGGCCAUGAAAGUAUUAUUUAUAGCACAAUCUGGUCUCCCCACAUCCCUGGUUGUUUUGCUUCAGCCUCAGGUGAUCAGACUCUGAGAAUAUGGGAUGUGAAGGCAGCAGGAGUCAGAAUCGUGAUUCCCGCACAUCAGGCAGAAAUCUUGAGUUGCGACUGGUGUAAAUACAGUGAGAAUUUGCUGGUGACAGGUGCCGUUGACUGUAGCUUGAGAGGCUGGGACUUAAGGAAUGUACGACAACCAGUGUUUGAACUUCUUGGUCAUACCUAUGCUAUUAGGAGGGUGAAAUUUUCGCCGUUUCAUGCUUCUGUGCUGGCCUCUUGCUCGUAUGAUUUUACUGUAAGAUUCUGGAACUUUUCAAAGCCUGACUUUCUCCUUGAAACAGUGGAGCAUCAUACAGAGUUUACUUGUGGUUUAGACUUCAGUCUUCAGAGCCCCACUCAGGUGGCUGACUGUUCUUGGGAUGAAACAAUAAACAUCUAUGACCCUGCUUGUCUUACUGUUCCUGCUUGAGAUACACUACUCUGGUCAGAAACAGAGGAUGUUGGCUGAAGAACUGCCUAACAGCAAAUAAAUUAACUAUGGAAAACAUAGACAUUAUGCUUUUAUAUGCUAUUCAGAUUUCAAAUCUUUCCAGUUUAUCAGUUUUGAGGGAGCUGAUAAAGGCUUUGGCUCACUCAUUAAGCCUGAUACAUAAGCCAUAUUUCUUAAAAUUCUAAGAGAUAAUUAAUAUUAUGGUGUAUCUUAUAAUAUCUAUUAAAAUGUAGUCUCUGGGUCAUAAAAUGGAUUAAAAUGUGGGAUCUCAGUAGGUUAUACUUGUAUAGAUAGUGAUAUAUUUCAUUUUUAAUUUGUCAUUUUUGAUGUAAAAUACAAUCACUUUUGUGAUAAAUAAACUAUAUCUGUUGAUCAUUUAUCAUUUUA